AUGUCGUCUCCAAUAGCCAAGAUCGGCUUAAUUUCCAUCGGAGACAUGGGCGUCGGCAUCGCCAAGCUGCUUGUCGCCAAUGGAUUCUCGGUAGCGACCAACAUCAAAGGUCGAAGUAACGACACCCUCAACCGAGCCAAGAGCGCACAGGUCGAGCUUCUCAACUCAGACAAGGCCCUAACCCAGCAAUGCUCCGUGAUCCUAUCCGUCGUGCCCCCCCGCGACGCCGUCGCCACCGCGCAACGCAUCGUAGACGCCGUCUCGGGCCCCCUGCGCCGCGCCGAAGAUAACCCGCUGUACUUCGCAGACUUGAACGCCGUAGCACCGUCCAGCGUAAAGCGCGUAGCCGCCUUAUUUGACCAGCGGCUCUCCGUGCGCUUCAUCGACGGGUCCAUCCUCGGCUCGCCACCCGCACUCAAGAGCGGCGAUAGCAGCGCAGAAUGGCGGGUUCCCCGGAUCCCAACGUCCGGCCCGCACCAGCUCUCCGAGAUCCCAGGCUUCGGAGCCAAGCUUGCGGCGACGCUUAACACGCGCCACAUCUCGCCCGAGAUCGGCGCCGCGAGUGGGCUGAAGAUGUGCUUCGCGAGCUUCAGCAAGGGCUUUACGUCGCUCGCCAUCCAGGCCUUCACCACGGCGCAUCGGCUAGGCGUGCUAUCCGAUCUGCAAGGGGAGCUGCAAGAAGUGCUGCCUUGGCACUACGAGCUAGCGGAGAAGGGGGUAAUAGGCAUGGCGCCGAAGGCGUACCGCUGGGUAACCGAGAUGGAGGAGAUCGCGCACACGCUAUCCGAAGAAGGCGGGUUCGCGCCAGACUCAUUCCUCGGUGCGGCGAAGGUAUAUCGUACUGUGGCGGAUGAUACCGUGUUAGGACAGGAGAAAAUUGGGAAGCGGAAGAGGGGCACGACGGUGGAGGAUGUGGCGGCGGCGGUGGCGGAAGGGUUGCAGACGAAGAGGAAGAAGGACGAUUAA
Messenger RNA from Daldinia childiae, 966 nucleotides. RefSeq lists its product as uncharacterized. Lineage: Eukaryota; Fungi; Ascomycota; Sordariomycetes; Xylariales; Hypoxylaceae. Gene Ontology annotation, molecular function: oxidoreductase activity, acting on the CH-OH group of donors, NAD or NADP as acceptor; NADP binding. The record is from RefSeq and is a predicted model, not a curated record. The coding region runs from base 1 to 966 and encodes 321 amino acids. The transcript is spliced from 2 exons.